Molecule: messenger RNA, 2846 nt
Organism: Pyrenophora tritici-repentis Pt-1C-BFP
Lineage: Eukaryota; Fungi; Ascomycota; Dothideomycetes; Pleosporales; Pleosporaceae
Source: RefSeq, a predicted model, not a curated record
AUGCUUGGAAUGCAUACCGAUCAUGAGGAGCCGCAUUGGCAGGUACCAACUGCGAACCCCUCGUCAGAGACCCGGCCAGAUUCAUCAAGCGCCUCAUCCUCGGCACCGACAGCCUCGUCUCCAGUACCCAACACACAGGAUGAGGCUAUUUCUUCUUCGUCAAGCCCGGUAUCAACAUCCGUAUGCGCGCAAUGCGGAAAGUCACCAGAAUCGCUGAAGCAAUGUAUAAAAUGCCACAGCGUGCACUACUGCAACAAAGACUGCCAAAAGUCACAUUUCAAGACACACAAGAAAGCGUGUCCGAUUUUGGCGCAAGAGUAUGUCAAAUUGCAUGAGCCAAAGAUGGCAAGUCGAUCAAGUGGUGGCGCAAAGGGAGAGGGAAGAGAAAGGGGAAUACAGAAGUGGCAGCGCAUUAACAUGUGGCCGGGCAGUCUAGAUGCGCACGGAUCAUUUCUCCAUACGGUAAGGCGCAGCAGGGUACGUGCUGCUGUGGCUCGCACGAAAGCGAUCGAAGAUGAGCGACCGGGCUGGAGAUUGCACCUGCGACAGAAAGAGUGCUAUGAGCAAUAUAAGUGCGGGCCAAAAGAGGCCAUCAGCUGGUACUGCGAACUUUGGACCUUUGUACUUGGACAACACCACUUCAGCCACGUCUCUGUGCGCCUGUCCAACCCAGCAAACGCCAUCAUUAUAGCGUGCCCUGUGCCCAACCACCCAUCCUCGGACAUCUGGUUUGCCAUGACCGAACCCCAGUCCCCAUCACGUGUUGCCCUCCAGCAAUUCCAAACUGAGACUUCUUCACACUUUCCAUGCCAGUCCCGCGAAGCUUUCCAGCCCAGCUCUGUUCCAGCUACGCCCGAUGGAGGUGUAGAUGCGGGUCCUUAUCAUGACAUAGCUCACCAAAGCUAUAUGCCUUCGUUCCUCGAAGACUCUUUCCCUCAGCCUUUCCCGCACCCUUUCGACUUGCCACAGCCCUUGAAGACUCCUACGAUCGAGGAGCGGCCAGAUCUUGACUUGACUUUGAGUCUUCCCGCAGGUAGCGCCUCGCUCCCUACAUCCACUGUACUGAGGACAGCGCAUAACUUGCGUCUGCCCUCGUUCGAUCAGCUUGGAAUUGCUGCGCCCCACCCCGAUCGCAUCUCGCUUCAAACCGAUCAGUCUUUCUCUCCAUUAGGCGCCGGGCCACUCUCAAAACCAGAAGAUCCCCUCCAUGCGCUCAGCCCACCUCUCGGUCUUUUCGAGCACCACGAAAGCAACAUUCAUGCCCCCGCUACCACUCCCAAGGCUGCCAAAGCUGGUCUGGGACACAUUAUAUCCACGCACACGCCUCCCUCGGAGCCGGGGACGAUCAGUUGGGGAUCCUUUGUGAAUGUACGGACAGCUGGACUAGGUUCACCCCCCAGUUCUGAUCCGGGCAAAUCACCCAAUUUGAGAGUAACUGCAAGUACAACUGCCCCUGCUCAAGCGCCCAUCAUCGUUCCAACUCACGACGAGUUCACCGACGCACUGAGAAUGGAAACUUGGAUAGACGAUGUGAAAAGCACCAUCAUGGCCGAAUCUGGAUGCCUACAUCAUGACUCCGUCAAGAUACUGUCCCAUGCCCUCCCUUGUCCUUCAACAACAGGCCAUAUUUUUGGUCAAAUCAUCGCUUCUAUCCAUGACAGGUCUACGACGGAAACUUCAUGGAUUAAUGUCUUUCAUGCCCUUCCUGGCCGCUACACCCUCAUGGACCUUCCCAAAUCCCCGCCAUCGACUCCUGGGCCCGCUAUUGGAGGAGACUCAUACUUCACAAGCAAAGUCUUUGAUAGUGCCGUCGCCAUCCCCGACUACCAGCUUGACUCACAACUUUUGCCCCCAUCACCUAGGCCUGUGGUCCCACCGGGUAGCAUCAAUGUAUCCAUUGUCGAGAGAUACAUUCCACCUACGAAUACGAACGAAUAUUCGGAAAUGUUUACAUUUCGAGGGCGAUCCCUGUUGUACGACCGCCUGCUCGAGCUUUCUAGCAACGAUGGUAUUCUCCUGUUCAUCUACCCGACCAAGACUGGUGCGAAGACUUUCACGCAGCAGUAUCUUGGACCAAUCCUAGAUCCCCUCCUGCGAACUAUGACAGUAGUAAAUGACCUUCAUUCAGAGCUGGGAAAGAACUUGGGUCAAAUGGCCUCGGUAAACUACCUGGAUGAGUACAGUCGUCUUGAAAGCCAAGUGCGGAAGUUCUGCUAUGCUAUGACCGAACGCCAGGCUAACACCGACUACAACGUCAUCUAUUCGGCAAAAGAGGAGGUUCCAUUGACGAGGUCUGCUUGGGCAGACGACUGGUGGAUAAAGCAGGAAAAACCUCGGAUCCGGGAUCUCAUCUCAUCAUACUUCUCCAAGACGAGGAAGCUUCCAUCUAGUGAAUACACUAGCGCAGCCAUGAUCGAGGAAGUAAUCAAGGGUGUCUCAGAGCGAGACUAUUACGAUGGAGAACCUACAAAAGGCGUUGAACUCGGCAUCUUUAUCGUUAAAAAGACAAGAGUCGCUACAUAAGCUUCUCGCCUGCCACACCGACUGGAACACGGAUGGUAGAGAGCGUUUCGACAUCACACGAGGCAACAAAUAAACGUUGUAUCAGUAAACUUGACCAGGUGUUUUACUUGAAGCAAUGAUCUCACGGGUACAUGAAAAUUACGAUACGAGGACUCCUACAGUACGACGGUGCGAUUAUUCAUUAUGUCAUAGCAUUUGCGCGGCGUCAGCGGCAUGGAUUGAUAUCUGUCUGUAUUACAGAACAGCCCACAAAAGAGAGCAAAGGGACGUAAUAGUAAUACUCCGAUGAGCAUGUUAUAGCAGAUUAAACAUUUUAAAGCAGA